CCUGGCGACGACGGUCACCAGGGAGCGGCGCGCGCUGAUGACACGAGGCCUUAGCGACAGCGGUCACCAGGGAGCGGACGCGUUAUACGGCGAUAUGGACGCGACCACGGCCCCGCACCGCAUACCCCCGGAAAUGCCCCAGUAUGGGGAGGCGAACCACGUCUUCGAGUUGAUGCAGAACAUGCUGGAGCAGCUCCUGAUCCAGCAGCCCAAGGACCCCAUCACAUUCAUGAUUGAGCAUUUGCAACGAGACAAUGAUUACGUGCCGAAGAUUGUAAUAUUAGGUCCACCCGCCUCGGGGAAAACAACUAUAGCAAUGUGGCUUGGCAAACAUCUGAAUAGCAAUCUCCUCAGCGUGGAGAGCUUGAUAGCAAAAGAAUAUUCCUCUCUGGCUGCAAGUGCCAGGACGCAUUAUCAGAAGUUCCAGACGUUGCCCAACAUGCUGCUCGUCAGACUGCUUCAGGAACGCCUGAGGGAAGAGGACUGCGUCAGGCGGGGCUGGAUUCUGGAUGGCAUCCCUGAAACUCGGGAGCAGGCCCUGUUGAUCCAGACCCUCGGCGUCUCCCCCAGACAUGUCAUCGUGCUGAGCGCUCCAGACACGGUCCUGAUUGAGAGAAAUUUGGGGAAGAGAAUCGACCCUCAGACAGGAGAGAUUUAUCACACCACCUUCGACUGGCCCCCCGAGUCCGAAAUCCAGAACCGACUGAUAGUGCCAGCAGGCAUCUCGGAAGGGGAGACGGCGCGGAGGCUGCUGGAGUAUCACAGGAACAUCAUCAGGAUCCUCCCCUCGUACCCCAAAAUCGUGAAGGCCAUCACUGCCGACCAGCCGUGCGUGGACGUCUUCUACCAGGCUCUGACCUAUGUCCAAACCAUCCAUCGAUCUAACGCCCCGUUCACCCCGAGGGUGCUGCUGUGCGGGCCCGUGGGCAGCGGGAAAAGUCUGCAGGCCGCCCUCCUGGCCCAGAAAUACGGCCUCGUCAACGUCUGCUGUGGGCAACUGCUCAAAGAGGCCAUGGCAGACAAGUCCAAGUACGGCGAGAUGAUCCAGCCCUUUUUCGAAAAGGAGACCGCAGUCCCCAGCUACGUCAUCAUGAAGGUGCUGAAGCAGCGCCUGGACCAGCAGGACUGCGUUGAGAGAGGGUGGGUGCUGCACGACUUCCCGCGAGACAGGGACCAGGCGUGCUUGAUGGACAGCAUGGGCUACAAGCCCAACAGGGUGUUUUUCCUGAAUGUGCCAUUCGAUUCCAUCAUUGAGCGGCUGACCCUGAGAAGAACCGACCCUGUCACAGGAGAAAGGUACCACCUCAUGUACAAGCCACCUCCGACCAUGGAAAUCCAGGCCCGCCUCCUGCAGAGCCCAAAGGAUUCUGAAGAGCAGAUCAGGCUCAGAAUGGAGCAGUUCUACAGGAAUUCCGCUGAGCUGCAGGAGUUCUAUGGGCAGGCCAUCACCCUCAACGGGGACCAGGACCCGUACACGGUCUUUGAAUACAUAGAGAGUGGGAUCAUUAAUCCCCUGCCCAAGAAAGUUCCCUGAUGGCUUAAGAGCAAAGGAACAUCCCCCAGGGGAACAAAGUGAAUCCUUCUCCCCCGACCUUCUGGAAACUCAGCCAAUAAAGAGUGCGGAGUGCA
Orcinus orca (killer whale) is the source of this 1629-nucleotide messenger RNA. It is a transcript of the gene AK8, whose product is annotated as adenylate kinase 8. The record is from RefSeq and is a predicted model, not a curated record. Gene Ontology annotation, molecular function: AMP kinase activity; ATP binding; nucleoside diphosphate kinase activity. Gene Ontology annotation, cellular component: cytoplasm. NCBI's taxonomy places the organism in Eukaryota, Metazoa, Chordata, Mammalia, Artiodactyla, Delphinidae. Gene Ontology annotation, biological process: nucleoside triphosphate biosynthetic process. The coding region runs from base 38 to 1534 and encodes 498 amino acids. The transcript is spliced from 13 exons.